Molecule: messenger RNA, 312 nt
Organism: Penicillium waksmanii
Lineage: Eukaryota; Fungi; Ascomycota; Eurotiomycetes; Eurotiales; Aspergillaceae
Product: beta-lactamase/transpeptidase-like protein
Exons: 2
Coding region: 1-312 (103 amino acids)
Source: RefSeq, a predicted model, not a curated record
AUGGAGUUCAUUGACGAAGCCGUCCAAUCCUUCCUCCGUCAGGAUGGAGAGCCCCUACCUCGCAUCACCCUUGGUGCUGUGAAUCGAGAUGGUAAAUUCCAUAAAAGAACAGAAACAUUUGACCACCACAUCAGUAACAAUUCUCAGGAACCCUACACUACGCAAAUGGAAGGACCCCAAAAUCUUGACUUGAUUCAGCGAGAAGAACGAACCCCAAUUCCGACCAGCAAAAUGCCCUCCUACUCUUCGGCACUUCAAAUCAAUUAUCUUGUAUACAUUCUUCUCAUUAAAUCCUUUCAAGACUCCUCUUGA